Molecule: messenger RNA, 4373 nt
Organism: Neolamprologus brichardi
Lineage: Eukaryota; Metazoa; Chordata; Actinopteri; Cichliformes; Cichlidae
Gene: foxa1
Product: forkhead box A1
Biological process (GO): cell differentiation; anatomical structure morphogenesis; regulation of transcription by RNA polymerase II
Molecular function (GO): RNA polymerase II cis-regulatory region sequence-specific DNA binding; DNA-binding transcription factor activity, RNA polymerase II-specific; transcription factor binding
Source: RefSeq, a predicted model, not a curated record
UCCACCUGGAGCAGCGCGCAGACACUCAGACGGGGACAGGACCGGGAGGCCAGGAGACCCGGAGCGGGACCUGCAGGAUCCGCGAUCCGGCCGCGGGCUCCCGACAUGCUGGGCACGGUGAAGAUGGAAGGCCACGAAGCUCCGGACUGGAGCGGAUACUACAGCGAGGAGGUGUACUCCCCAAUGGCCAGCGCUGGGAUGGGUUCUGGUCUGGGGAUGGGCUCCAUGUCCGGCUACAUGUCGAGCACUGGGACCACGUCAGGUUCCUUCAACAUGUCCUAUAGCGGCACUGGUCUCAGCCCUGCCCCCGUAGGAGCAAUGGCGAGCUCUGCUCCGGCGGCCAUGACGGGGCUGGGCGGGGGAGUGGCAUCGAUGGGCGGGGCCUUGAGCCCAUCCGGGAUGGGUUCGGUGUCGGCCCAGCAGGCCUCGAUGGGCCUAAACCCGUACGGCCCCAUGAGCCCCAGCAUGAGUCCCGGCAUGGCGUAUGGCGGAGGCGGACUAAACCGAGCCCGGGACAACAAAGCGUUCAGACGGAGUUACCCACACGCCAAGCCGCCAUACUCCUACAUCUCCCUCAUCACCAUGGCGAUCCAGCAGGCGCCCAGUAAGAUGCUGACGCUAAGCGAAAUCUACCAGUGGAUCAUGGACCUGUUCCCAUACUACCGACAGAACCAGCAGCGUUGGCAGAACUCCAUCCGCCACUCGCUGUCCUUCAACGACUGCUUCGUGAAGGUGUCGCGCUCGCCGGACAAACCAGGGAAGGGCUCGUACUGGACCCUGCACCCGGACUCCGGGAACAUGUUUGAGAACGGCUGCUACCUGCGUCGCCAGAAGAGGUUCAAGUGCGAGAAGAAGAUGUCGGCCAAGUCAGACAGCAGGAAAGAGCAGGUGGGCGGCAGCGGAGGCGGGGCUGCGUCUCCCGCAGGGGAUGCUCUCAAAACUCCGGGACUCCUAGACUCCUCGCUGCCCUCCUCCAGCCAGGCUGCUUCGCCCCCCGGGCUGGACCUGCGGGGAGGCGUGGGCGGGCCGUCCGACCUGAAGGUGUCCAGUGCCCAGCUCCUUUCCUCGCUGUCACUGCCCCCCCACUCCAUGGCUCACGAGUCGCAGCUCCAUAUCAAAGGAGACCCGCACUACUCCUUCAACCACCCGUUCUCCAUCAACAACCUGAUGUCGUCCUCGGAGCAGCAGCACAAACUGGACCUGAAGGCCUACGAGGCCCUGCAGUAUUCCUCCUACAACACCGGGGUGGGGUCCGGCCUCGGGGGGAGGACCAUGGAGCCGCUGGAGGCUUCCUACUACCAAGGGGUCUACCCCAGACCACUCCUCAACACCUCAUAGUAGCUGCUGCGCCUCCUGCUGGACUCUGCAUGCAGCUGUCAUAGACAUCCUGUUGGACUGAGACGGACUUCUGAACUCCUGCACUGUGACCGAACCGGGACGCCAACAGACAUGAGACUGACCCCAGGUCUGUGAUCUGCUUUUACACACGAGUCACAAAUGAUCUGAGGUACAAAAACAACAACCGGGUCAGACUUGAACCAGAGUCCAGAUUGUGAUCCACCUGAAGAACCCUGGAAGGUAAACCGCAGGGUUCUGCUAGGAGGUGGAGCCUGGGAGUCCUGGUUCUGAGUCUGAUCCUGCUUUGGUUGGGGACACAGAGAAAUCCAGUACUGCAAAACCAGUGUCAUCGGACCCGUUCAAAACUCACCGGUGUAACCAGACUCCCUUCAGCAAUGUCAGUCUGCAUGCAGGCAAAGCCAUACCAAACUUCAUUCAAGUUUUAAGUAAUUUAAUGUUAGUUUUCAUGUAGGCAAAUCCAAGACAAACUCUGUAUGUAAGCAUGAAUAUCCGCAGUUAGUGUGGGUACUGCGGCUAGUUUAACAUUAGUCUGCAUGUAGCAUGAGUUGUGACCAAACUCCAUUCAAAUAUCAGUAAAUUUAACACACAGACGUGAGGUUUGAAUUAGUGGCUGCUGCAGGUAAAGCUGCAUUAGCUAAAUGAUAAAACACCAAACAGUUCUGUAAGUUUAAAGUGUGAAGACCUUUAGGUUUCUCUGAUCCAGGUCAGAGACUCGGUUCUUUAAGGACUCGGUCAGAACUCUGCUGUCUCUGAGAUCCUGGCCAGCAGCACACAUUAACAUUGACCUUUCACCCUCAAGUGUGACCGAGCAUGGCUGUUUCGGCUCAGGCAUCUGUGAAACUGUUGGUGUCCCUCAGAGGGCCACGAGCCGCAGGUUGAGCCACAGUGGUUUGGAGUCCUGCUUAGAGCAAGGUCAAAGGUCACACUGCAGAUGUUUACAAACACACUGAUGAUCAGGACUCGUCUUUCUGAUCAGGAUUUAUUUCUCCCACGACCUUGUCUGCUCCUCUGCUGACCUCUGGCCGGGUCGCGCGGCCCAGCCUGAGAACCUGCCGCUCAGAUGAAAGGCUUUUCAUUUAAAGGAUCAUUUCACCCCAAAAACAGUCCCGCUCUGCCAUUCUCUCCAUUCUCUCCUCGCCGCCGUUUGGGCUGCAGGAAGCACUCGGUCAGGAAAAGUGUUCAGAAUAUUGAAGUUAAAGUCCUCUGACGUCGCCGUUACUAACAGAGAAAAUUAAAAUAUUUGUAGUCAUUAAAAGUUUACAGAGAUAAAUAAAUUUCCUGAUACAGCAGCUUCUGUUUUAAACGAAACAUUCAUCUUAGCAGGGUCACGGAGCAGCACGACGACAUGUCUGAUUUUCAAAUCGAACGCAAACAAGUUAAUUUGACUUCCUGUGAAGCUGAAGAUCGCAGACCCAGAGUGAGGGUCACACAACACUCAGCAUCCACACAAACCCACACGACCUUCACUCAUCAUCCACACACAGGUGAGGCUGAAGCUGCUUUCAGGGUUUCAGUACUUUUACUCAAGUAACUUCAUUCUGAGUACUUUUACUUGACAAACUUCAGACGUUUAUGUGCUGCUGCAGUUUGUCACUGGAACUUUUUUAUUGAUCUAACAAUUUAUAGACGUGCAGCUGAGACGAUCGAUCAGUGAUUUGAUUAUUUAUGUUUUUCACUGAAAAAUAUUUGCUGCUUUUCUUUUUACGUUUGAGGAACUAUUUAAAAAACCAAACAACAGCAGCACUUUAAAACAAGCUCGACAGAAACAAGAAACAAACCCGAUGAUAUAUAUCAAUAAUUAGAGAGUAUUUUUACUCUGAUUACUGUUAGUAUUCAGUGUAACUCAAACCGGUCAUGGUUUUCAGAUAUAAAAUCAAACGAGUUCGAGCUGAACGAAAGAAUCAAGACAAAAAAGAAUCGUUAAUGACAGUAAACUUCUUCUCACAGGGUUAAAGCACCUGCGUCACGUGACCGGCAGAAAAGCACCUGAUCCAUUUUAUCCAAUCACAAACUAACCACAUAAACCUGAAUUACAUCAUAACUCAUCAUUAUUGUUAUUUAAUGGUUGGUUUGGGGUGGAAUAACCUUUAUUACAUUUUAAUUCAUCGCCAGUUCAUCGUCUGUCACUUAGUUUCAAACUGGAGUUAAACUUUCAAAAUUAGUUGCAAGAAGCUUCAAACUAGGAGGAGUGUUGGAGCACUUCCUGCUUCUGAGCAUGCUCUGUAGCUCACCUGUGUUUUAGCGCUCCCCCCGACGUGACCGGAGACACGAGGCCGCAGGAAGUCUGCCAGCGGUGCCCUCCAUGCCAGACUGUGAGGAGGGCGGUUGUGACAUCACAGCCUGGGAUGAAGGGCGUGGCGUUCUGUCGCUGAGGUGUACCGGUCACUUCCUGCUCGCCAGUUUAACCACCUGACGGCACCUGCAGCAGAGCAUGACCUCACAUGACCUCUGACACGUAAACAGGAAGCAGAGAGACUCACGAGACUCAAUAAUCAACAACGGAUCGAGCGCUGGGUUCAUCCUCCAAUCAGUCGAUCGAUGAUCUGAUCGAUCGGUGACUCUGUGUGUAGAAGCAACAUCACUUCCUGUCUGUGUAUUUAACCCAUCACAAUUAUUACUUAUUGAUUAUUACCAUGUGCAUGAAUGAAGUGGGAGGUCUUCUUCUUCUCCUUCUGUCGCGUCCUCGUCGUGUGUUUGUCCUUCGUUGGUUUUGAUGCAUGUUUUAACUUAUUCUGUCAUUUUCAAAUAAAAACAUGGAACGCUGCAGGCUGAUCGGGUUAUUGAUUGUUGAUCGAUUCAGACGUGUUUCAUUUAUCGAUCAUUUACGUUACUGAUUACAAAACAAACAGACCGAUGUUGGAAUCAGCUGAUCAAUAAAUGUCUCUGCUGCCCUGUGAAAACCACGUAUCUCGCUCAGAGAACUGAUUUAUUUAUCAGGAGAACAAAAUUACUGAUCACUUAUGACUAAUCAAUCACGAGCAGCAGUCAGCUGAUAACAGCAGAAUAAUCAGAAC